This is a messenger RNA of Dictyostelium discoideum AX4, 543 nucleotides long. It is a transcript of the gene cnbA, whose product is annotated as protein phosphatase 2B. Lineage: Eukaryota; Evosea; Eumycetozoa; Dictyosteliales; Dictyosteliaceae. Gene Ontology annotation, molecular function: calcium ion binding. The transcript is spliced from 4 exons. The record is from RefSeq and is a predicted model, not a curated record. The coding region runs from base 1 to 543 and encodes 180 amino acids.
AUGGGAAAUCAACAUUCAUUAUUAAAUAAAGAACAAUUAGAACAAAUGAAAGAUAAUAGUAGUUUUUCAGAAGCAGAACUUAAAAAAUUAUAUAGAAGAUUCCAAAUGUUGGAUAAAGAUGGGUCAGGUACAUUAACAACUGAUGAAUUCUUAUCUAUACCAGAUUUAGCAUUAAACCCACUUUUAGAAAGAGUUAUUCAAAUCUUUGAUCAAAAUAAAGAUAAUGAAAUUGAAUUCUUUGAAUUUGUUGGUACACUUGCAACACUCUCCCAUAAAGGUACAAAAGAAGAUAAAUUAAAAUUCCUUUUCCAAAUUUAUGAUAUUGAUUGUGAUGGAUUUAUUAGUAAUGGUGAAUUAUUCCAAGUUUUAAAAAUGAUGGUUGGUACCAAUUUAAAUGAUGUACAACUUCAACAAAUUGUUGAUAAAACUAUUAUUGAAGGUGAUUAUGAUAAAGAUGGUAAAAUUUCAUUUGAUGAAUUCAUUCAUAUGAUUGGUAAUCAAGAAGGAAUAGAAGAAAAACUUAGCGUAAAUUGGUCAGAAUAA